AUGUUCGGCUCUCAUGCUGCCAAUCGAGGUCCACAGACCUCUCUGGACCUCACACACGUUCUAUACGAUGAUGAUUCUCUGUUCUCACUCGCCUUGGCCUUGGUGACGCUGAGCCCAAUCUUGCUAAUGGCAGCAUAUGCAUCUUUAGCUGUACAGACGCGAGAGUUCUUGGUGAUAGUGAUGUGGGCUGGCCAAUUCGCGAACGAAGGCUUCAACUGGAUUUUGAAGCGGCUGUACAAAGAGGACAGGCCAGACGGCAGCUUAGGAAAUGGGUACGGUUUUCCCAGUAGCCAUAGCCAGUACAUGGGAUAUUUCUCGACGUUCCUCAUAUGUCAUCUCUACUUUCGCCAUCGUUUCGCAUCGACUGGAUCAUUAUUCCUUGAUCAAGCAUGGCGCAUCCUUGUGUAUAUUGCCGUAUCAGCGUGGGGGCUGUUGGUAGCUUAUUCCAGGUAUCACUUGCAAUAUCACACACCGUAUCAGAUCCUCUGGGGAUAUGGGAUUGGUGUAGUCUCUGGAGCUGUUUGUUAUGGAUGCUUUGAGCUUAUUCCUCGAAUUCGUCCAAACUCAUUUUUGGGACAGUUCAAGAUGUUUCUUGUAUCGAAUCCGGUUUCUACAUGGCUGCAGAUUCGAGAUGGGUGGACUAUUUGGUCUGAUGGAGGCCGUGAGGGCGAUUGGAAGAGGUGGAAGGCUGAGUGGGAUAAGCAGCGCAUAACUUCUCAUGACAAGCGGAGCCAAUAA
This is a messenger RNA of Lentinula edodes (shiitake mushroom), 738 nucleotides long. RefSeq lists its product as uncharacterized. The coding region runs from base 1 to 738 and encodes 245 amino acids. The record is from RefSeq and is a predicted model, not a curated record. Gene Ontology annotation, molecular function: sphingosine-1-phosphate phosphatase activity. The transcript is spliced from 6 exons. NCBI's taxonomy places the organism in Eukaryota, Fungi, Basidiomycota, Agaricomycetes, Agaricales, Omphalotaceae.